AUGGAAUAUGUCAAUCUCGGCCGCUCCGGGCUGAAAAUCUCGAAGGUCAUUCUUGGAUGCAUGUCGUACGGUACGUCGGGCUGGCAGGAAUGGGUUCUUGACGAGCACCAAGCAUUGCCGUUGCUUGAGUAUGCGUACAAGAGGGGUAUCAACACAUGGAACACAGCAGACACCUCCUCCAACGGUCAAUCCGAAGCCCUCAUCAGCAAAGCCCUGGGUUGUCUGACCGAAUGUUUCGCCGGAGUAAACGAUGAGGGUCGCCAAACCCAGAUCUCGGACUCCAUUGUCAACGACGGGCCGUGGGUGAACAGGGUCGGAUUAUCGCGCAAACACAUCUUCGACGCCGUCGAUGCGGGUGUCCAGAGACUGGGCUCGUAUAUCGAUGAGAUUAUGAGGGUGUUGAAUGACGUUAUUGAGAGUGGAAAGGUGCGGUAUAUCGGGGCCAGUUCGAUGGCAGCAUGGGAAUUCCAAGCACUGCAAAACAUUGCGGUCCGCAAUAACUGGCACCGAUUCAUCUCGAUGCAGAACUACCACAAUCUGCUCGCCCGCGAGGAAGAGCAAGAGAUGUUCCCGUACUGUAUUGAUGCUGGGAUUGGGCUUGAUUCCCUGGUCGCCGCUCGCACGCGUGUACGUGAUGUGACGGAUCGGGCGGUGAGGUCGUUGGUGCGUGGUGAGUUCGAUGGGGAUCAGAAAAUUGUAGAUCAUGUCGAGGAGGUAGCUGCGAAGAAAGGGGUGUCGAUGGCGCAAGUCGCUACGGCGUGGUCAUUGAGCCAUCAUGGGAUGAAUCUUAUUCUGGGGCUGAACAGUAAAGAGCGGGACCGACGAGGUGGUUACUCGUAUCCAGAUUAA
This is a messenger RNA of Talaromyces proteolyticus, 849 nucleotides long. Its product is annotated as NADP-dependent oxidoreductase domain-containing protein. The record is from RefSeq and is a predicted model, not a curated record. NCBI's taxonomy places the organism in Eukaryota, Fungi, Ascomycota, Eurotiomycetes, Eurotiales, Trichocomaceae. Bases 1 to 849 code for a protein of 282 amino acids. The transcript has 7 exons.